AUGGUAUGGGAAAUGGUCUAUGAGGAAGAAAAUGGUGAAGUUCGCCCUGAGAUGGUGAAAGAGAAGAAAUUUGGGAAGGAAGUGGUCUAUGAGGAAGAAAAGAGAGGCGCUAGUGAACUACUUGCUUUUGCUGCCCAUAUGCAUAUUCUUCUGCUUCCUAUCAAUUUACUUCUGUAUUCAGAUGCUGAGACGACGGCGACAGAAUCCCCAAGGUCGCGUAAUGAUUAUGACGCCAGUUGUUCCUGA
Molecule: messenger RNA, 246 nt
Organism: Angiostrongylus costaricensis
Lineage: Eukaryota; Metazoa; Nematoda; Chromadorea; Rhabditida; Metastrongylidae
Source: the annotation of a GenBank genome assembly